GUUGUUUGCGUUUUUUCAGGCGUCUGUGCUGAAAACAUUUAUAAUAAAUAAUCAAAAGGCGAAUUGGAGUUAAGUUAUUUGUUGAUUGCGUGAAUUGUAAGCAUUGGCAAAGUGGAAUAACAUUGAAUUACACUUAUUGGAAGGAUAAACCAUAUGACUUCAUUUUGACAGAGUGUGGAACCUGUUGAAACAAAUAAAAUAAUAAAAUGCUGUACAACUUGCAACAAAUAAUAAAUGUAUAAUAAUCAUGUCGAAGGCAGAGAAAAAGAUGGUCCCAAGGAACCAGUUGAAAUCGUUUAAAGAUCGAAAGACAUUUUGGUACACAGUAAAUGAAUUGAUGAAAAAUGAAGUAUGUCCCAGUUGUGGUAGAUCUAUGAACAAGUUCAAGAAUAUAACGGCGCACGUUAAACGCUGUUUUAGCAUUAAGAAAAUCGGACCUAUCUACCGACUUCAUGGCUAUAAUGAAUGUAUAUGCGGACUUUUGAUAGCCGACAAUGCGAAGGCUAAGAAACUGCAUUUAUGUACGGGUGAGGUGCCAGCAUUUGAGCCAGAAUUGAACUAUGAGCAGUUGAGGAGUUCUUCAAAUUUAAGCAACCAAGAUGAUCAAUCUACAGGCAAUCAGAUCCUAUCAAGUCCUCACUUGGAACGUGAGUUGCUUCAGCCUAAGCCGUGGAUACGAAACUUUGUGUCGCCAUUCAAAUUAGAUAUUGAAAAUGUGCAGGAUAACACAAAAUCAGAACCACGAGUUCGCAAUUUUGACAUGGCAUCCAACAAUUUAGAGCCGGAGCCUCACAAUGUGAGUGUUUAUUCAAUAGGCUCGAAUAAUGGCGCUAUAUUCGUAAGAGGACAUUCGGGAAAAUCACAAACAACGAAUUUUAUUCUUAAAAGAGAUCCAAGGCUUCGACUGCCAAGCCUCAAAUAUAGUUAGCAAGCCUGCUAAUCUUCCAAAAAUUGGAAAACCCAAUUGUAAACAAAAAUAAUUAUUACAUUUACUUAAUUGCGCUUGAUUUUUCAAGUUUUCUAAAUUACAUAACUUAAGAUAUGAUGUUACCUAUAAUUAUUCAAAUCCAGCUAACAACAAAUUGUGAAUCGUUAAAUAUAAGAAAGUAUGAAAUUUAUGUAAUUAUAUAAAUUAUAAUAG
Molecule: messenger RNA, 1141 nt
Organism: Drosophila innubila
Lineage: Eukaryota; Metazoa; Arthropoda; Insecta; Diptera; Drosophilidae
Exons: 3
Coding region: 248-928 (226 amino acids)
Source: RefSeq, a predicted model, not a curated record